This is a messenger RNA of Fusarium oxysporum Fo47, 1671 nucleotides long. Its product is annotated as Snf7-domain-containing protein. The record is from RefSeq and is a predicted model, not a curated record. NCBI's taxonomy places the organism in Eukaryota, Fungi, Ascomycota, Sordariomycetes, Hypocreales, Nectriaceae. The transcript has 2 exons. Bases 174 to 1544 code for a protein of 456 amino acids. Gene Ontology annotation, biological process: vesicle budding from membrane; late endosome to vacuole transport via multivesicular body sorting pathway. Gene Ontology annotation, cellular component: ESCRT III complex; multivesicular body; cytoplasmic side of plasma membrane.
CGUCAUUCUUCAAAACUUUCUUUGAACAUCCAUUAUUUCGUCUUAUGACGUGAAAAAUAGCUGUUGACGAAUCUUGACCUUUUAUCCCUGUGGGCUUACGUUCUGCAAGGCGAAACACCCUCCCAGAACCGAUUCUUGUUUGCGUACACCGAUUCAGCUUGCAAAACGACAUCAUGGGCGAGCUCGCCGACUACCUCAUCAAUAACGACCCCAGCUUCAGCAGGUCACGAUUAGCAGCCCGAUACUCGGAUUUUCGAUCACAGCGCACCUUGAAUCCCGAUGGCUACCAGGCAAAUAUUUCCGCCUGGCGCCAGGCCCUCUCAGAUCUUGUCGCCAAGGGCAAGAUUUCCCACCGCGGAUCCAGCCCCGACCACUUCGUCCUCAAACUCGACGACUCCUUACUGCGGUCACUGGAACACAAGGAAUUUGGCCAGCCCCUGGCCCUCGGAACCGUAGUGCGCGAAGCGACCGCCGGCCGGGACUUUAUACCACUACAGGAUUUCGAGAAAUCGCAACAGAGUAUCUAUCAGCGCAGUUGGGCUGGUCUGCCAUGGAGUGUGAUGAGUUGGACUUUGCGACAGCUGGGCGUGGUAGACCCUGCUAGAGGCGACGACAAGCUGCCCACAGGUCAAUAUGUCAUUGUCAAGAAUAUGGAAGCUGCCGCGAAGGAGCUGGGCGAUCUGAUGGCCGAAAAAGUGUCAAGAUUCGAUCGCGUUUUCAGCAGAGCACAAUUUCAAAAAGCCUUUUCCGCCGCUCUCGUUAAAGGCCAACAUCUGACGGACUCGGACCUAGACGUUCUACUGAAGUUUUUGUCGCGGGACAAGGAAGUCAUCGAAUAUGAUGGGAAAACGAUCAGAAUCAAGGGCUCUGGGGAGCAGAGCGGUAUCACAAAGGAAGACGCUGCGAUCGCAUCCCUGAAGGAGCUCACAGAAAGUCUGAAGCACCAAGCCGACCUCCUUAACACACGCAUCGAUGAACUCUCCCAAACAGCCAAGGAUGCCGUCACUAAAAAGAAUCGCGUUGCAGCUCUUGCGGCGCUCAAAUCCAAAAAGAUUGCCGAGACUUCGUUGGCUACUCGCUACGCGACUCUGAACCAAUUAGAAGAAGUUUCCGCCAAGCUCGAGCAGGCUGCUGACAAUGUGCAGCUUGUCAACGUCAUGGAGGCUUCUUCUGGUGCGCUGGCAAGCCUCAAUGCACAGGUCGGUGGUGCCGAGCGCAUCGAUGCAGUUAUGGAUCGCCUACGGGAGCAGAGCAGUGCGACCGACGAGGUGAGCGCUAUUCUGGCCGAAUCAACAGGCGAGGUCAUCGACGAAACUGCGCUCGACGACGAGCUCGAGGCUAUGGAGGCGCAAGAGCGCGAAAAGGAAGAAGAGAUGACGAAGAGCAAGGAGGCCGAGGAACAGAAAGCCCGCGACGAACGGGAGGCAGCCGAGGCGCAAAAGAAGCUCGACGAGUUGCCUGAUGUGCCUGCUGAUGGUGAGGAGAUCCGACAGAAGGAGCAGACACCAACAUCCGAGACUGGAAUUGCAAAUCUGGCGAUAUAGAAGACGCCAGGCGAACGGACUGGGAAGAGAACGAAGCUCAGUGCAGGCCGAAUGGUUCAUACGUGUACAUGAUGAUAUAGUAGGAUAUCCCUGGCGUUUUUGGGCUUAAGAUUGUACAAGUGGGUUU